Molecule: messenger RNA, 1176 nt
Organism: Funneliformis geosporum
Lineage: Eukaryota; Fungi; Glomeromycota; Glomeromycetes; Glomerales; Glomeraceae
Source: the annotation of a GenBank genome assembly
AUGAUUAUAGGUUCAGCAGGAGUUCAUUUCCCAGUUUUUAUCACGUUAUUUUAUGUAGCUUACUUCGUCAUUAAUGGAGUAAACAGCUUAAACAAUGGAGUUGGUAGGACUCCCCCAAUGGGAUGGAAUAGUUGGAAUAAGUUUCAAUGUGGUAUUGAUGAGAAAUUAAUUAAAGACACCGCUGAUGCUCUAAUUAAUCAUGGAUUAGCUGAUGUUGGUUAUAAAUAUUUGAAUAUAGCAUUAUCUGAUUAUGCGCAUUCAAAGGGACUUUUAUUCGGAAUUUAUAGCGAUGCGGGAUUUCUUACAUGUGCCAAACGACCCGGAAGUCUCGGAUACGAGAAAAAAGAUGCGAUGACAUAUGCAUCAUGGGAAAUCGAUUAUUUAAAAUAUGAUAAUUGUUACAACGAUACUUCACCGGAACAACAACGAUAUCAGGCUAUGCGCGAUGCGCUUAACGCUACUGGAAGACCUAUAUUUUAUAGCAUUUGUGAAUGGGGGAUAAGCUCUCCUCAUCUAUGGGGGAGUUCGGUUGGAAAUAGCAGUUGGAGAACAACAGAGGAUAUCCAUCCAAGUUGGUUAUCAAUCUUAAAUAUACUAGGAAAACAAGAAAGGAUUACAAAAUACGCAGGUCCGGGUGGUUGGAAUGAUCCUGAUAUGUUACAAGUUGGCAAUGGUAAUUUAACUAUAGACGAACAAAAAAGUCAUUUUUCUUUAUGGGCUGCUCUAAAAUCACCCCUUUUACUCGGUUUUGAUAUCAGGACUCCACCCGUUGAUACUUUAAAAAUUGUAAAAAAUACCGAAAUUAUUGCGAUUAAUCAAGAUAAAUUGGGAAAAUCUGUAUUUAUUGUUCAACGUACAAGUUCUUGGGAUAUUUGGACUGGAGAAUUAUCUGAUGGUCACGUUGCUCGCGAAUCAUCUACUACAAUCGAAUUAAAUUUUGCUACACAUCUAAACAUUCGUGGAGCAAUUGCAGUCCGAGAUUUAUGGGAACACGAAGAUAAAGGAGUUCAUAACAAUAGCUAUUCAUACCUUGUGCCCAAACACGGCAUAACUGUAUUAAAACUUACCGGUGGAAUAAUGAUUUUGGAAGAUGAUUUUGUGGCUCAAUCUUGUGAUGAUGUUGAUGAUUUAUUCGAAAAAUUUUAUGAGAAAUCAUUUGAUAGAAAUUCAUGUUAG